AUAUGUAUAUUUAUUGUUGAGAUGGUUGUUUAUUGAGCCUCACAAAACAAGAAACAUGUCUUCAACUUUUACGGUUUCCUUUUGGUUGAGAAUUUAUAAAGUAUGAAGUUUCUUAUUUGUAUAUUGUAAGAGAGCUCUUUAUCUUUCUCUUUCUUUUUAAUAUAAUUUAUAUGCGAUGUCAGCUUUUCUUUCGGAUAUGAAGGCAUGUGAUAAAGUAAGUAUAUGCAUGAACCGUAUCAUGAUACUAAAAAUGUUUUUUUUUUCAAAUUUAAUUUUCUUUUCUCAAACACUUUUGAAGACAUUUGUCAUUGAUAUUUUCUCUAAUAGUUAUAUAAAAGAUUGAGAUGAUUUGAGUUACUAAAUAUAUGCAUAUUACAAAUGAUCUUCACCUAUCUAUAUAAAAGUUAGGUAAAUAUGCUAGUUUAUGAAAAUGAUGUUAAAUUAAGCUUUAAAAUUUAUAUACGAAAGGUUGGGUGGAACUACCUAAUAAGAUAAGGGACAAAAGGCAUUAGACCGUUGGAGAGAAUUAUUGACAUUAUUUUAAGGUGUGUUUAGAAGUUUUUGUCAAUAAUUGAUAUAUUCUUGAGAGUUACUUGAAACCCUACUCCUUUUUCUUCGACUGUAUUAAUUACUAUUGCUCAUAAUAAUAGUUAUUAAUUUUAUGACGUCGAAGGAAAAAUAUAUUCUUUACAGGAAAUGUGUAAACUAUAGUCUAUAGCAUUCUAGCUAUCGACUAAAGCAGCUUACAAAAAGAAGAGACAUCUUAUUCUUUAUCUGAUGAUAACAAAAUAUUAGACGUAUCAUAAGCAUUUACCAGUUUAGCUAUUCAUUAUUCAGGUUUAGUCUAUUCCAUUUGACGUUGGUGGUUUUACACUCAUUUUUCAUAUAAAUUUGUUUAUUACAGCAACAAUAAAUUUUUCUUUGUUAUUAGUGGUAAAUUGUAUACCAAAUGAGGUGAUGUAAAUUGUAUAUUAUCAAGUAUUCUUAUAAAUAACGUAUCUUAUAUUCAUUUUUUGACCUAGUUGGGAAAAUAAUUAGCAAAUGAAGAAAAUUCAACUCAAACGACCAUGUCUGGAUCCUUUUAACUCAGGUGCUGCAACUAGAAAAUAUCUUUGUCCUAGCACCAUUAUAUUAGUUUUUAACUGCAAACAAUUUAAAAGGAAUAUUUUGAUAUUUCUUCAUUUUAUCAUACCAUUUUUAACAACACAGAAAAUACAAAUAAUUUGAUAGCUAAUUUAAAUGUGAAAAUUCACGAAACAGACUGUGACAUAGAAAUAUUCUGCUAUAUAUAUAUAUAUAUAUAUAUAUAUAUAUAUACUUUUAGUCUUAUUGAAAACUAAAUAAAUAUUGCCUAGUGAAUGGCUUAUUACAUAUGGCCAUAUGGGUUAUGACUUAUGAGUGAAAGAGUGAGCGAGUGAUGAGUGUAUAUAAAACGACGACACCUCAUAACUUCUUCCACUCCAUGGCUUUUGUUCCCAUAUUGCACUCUGCAUUAUCAUCUUCAUCUCUCUACUUUCUCACCUCCAAUGGUGAACAUGAAAUUGCACUUCCUCUUCAGCUGUGACUGAGAUUAUCAAAUUCUCAUGGAUCAACAAAACAUCUUCUCUUAAUCAUCCUCCGUUCACUCUAAUAUCACUUUUCAUUUCAUUCUACGUACGUACAUAAACACCACUUAUAAAUAAUAUAUCAAUGGAGGAAGAACGUCGAGUUCUCUUCGGAAAGUACGAGAUGGGGAGGCUUUUAGGCAAAGGAACGUUCGCGAAGGUCUACUACGGCAAAGAGAUCACCAGCGGCGAGAGCGUCGCCAUCAAAGUCAUCAACAAGGACCACGUACUGAAACGACAAGGCAUGAUGGAACAAAUCAAACGCGAGAUCUCCAUCAUGAAGCUCGUUCGCCACCCAAACAUCGUCGAGCUAAAAGAAGUCAUGGCCACCAAGACCAAGAUCUUCUUCGUCAUGGAGUUCGUUAGAGGCGGCGAGCUUUUCGACAAAAUCUCCAAAGAAGGCAAGCUCCACGAGGACGCGGCUCGUAGAUAUUUCCAUCAGCUAAUCUCAGCCGUUGAUUUUUGUCAUAGUAGAGGCGUCUCUCAUCGCGAUUUAAAACCUGAGAAUCUCCUCCUCGACGAGAACGGAGAUCUGAAGAUCUCCGAUUUCGGAUUAUCCUCGCUCCCGGAGCAGAUCCUCCACGACGGACUGCUCCACACGCAGUGCGGGACGCCGGCCUACGUGGCGCCGGAGGUGCUCCGGAAGAAGGGGUACGACGGCGCGAAGGCGGAUAUAUGGUCGUGCGGCGUCGUUUUGUACGCGCUUCUCGCCGGAUGCUUGCCGUUUCGCGAAGAGAAUCUGAUGAACAUGUACCGGAAGAUAUUCAGAGCGGACUUCGAGUUCCCGCCGUGGUUUUCGCCGGAGUCGAGGAGGCUCGUCUCCAACCUCCUCGUCGUGGAUCCCGAUCGGCGGAUCUCGGUGGCGGAGAUCAUGCGAACGCCGUGGCUCAGGGAAAGCUUUAAUCCGCCGUUAUUAGCUUUCGACGGAGAGGCUCGCGAUCGGGAAGAGACGGAGGCGGUUUCGCCGAAGUUCUUCAACGCCUUCGAGUUCAUCUCGUCGAUGUCGUCGGGGUUCGAUCUGUCGAGCUUGUUCCAGAGCGAGAGGAAGGUUCAGUCGGUGUUCACGUCGCGGUCCUCGGCGGCGGAGAUUAUGGAGAAGAUCGAGACGGUUACGAAGGAGAUGGACAUGAAUGUGAAGACGGCGAAGGAUUUCAGAGUGAAGAUUGAGGGGAAAGCGGAAGGGAGGAAAGGACGGCUGUCGAUGACGGCGGAAGUGUUCGAAGUGGCGCCGGAGAUGUCAGUGGUGGAGUUCUGCAAAUCGGCGGGAGAUACUCUUGAGUACAAUAGGUUUUACGAAGAAGUUAGGCCUGCGUUAAACGACAUCGUUUGGUCAUGGCACGGCGAUAAUACCGCGGUUAAUCAAAUACCCGAUGGUCAUGGCACGGUUUAACAAGAGUUUUGGUUUUGAGUGCACCGGUUUACCGGUUAAUGUAUUGUAUUUGUAGCAUAAGAACUGUUACAUUGAACCUAAAUAUUGUUUGGUUUGAUAUAAUUAAGCUUUAAUGGCUAGCAUUUUUAAAAUUAUGAAAAAUCUAUAUGAAAAUAUACAGCAUGAUUUAUUAA
Brassica rapa (field mustard) is the source of this 3167-nucleotide messenger RNA. Its product is annotated as CBL-interacting serine/threonine-protein kinase 5. Gene Ontology annotation, biological process: protein phosphorylation; signal transduction. The record is from RefSeq and is a predicted model, not a curated record. Lineage: Eukaryota; Viridiplantae; Streptophyta; Magnoliopsida; Brassicales; Brassicaceae. Gene Ontology annotation, molecular function: ATP binding; protein serine/threonine kinase activity.